GCAAUCAGCUGAUUUACUCGCGAUCAGCUGUGCCGUUCUGGUCAUGACGCGUGUGCGAAGAGUGCGUUCCUCUCGUCCAUCAUUUGAGAUUCACCGGAACUAUCUGUAAAUUUAUGGAAUAAAAAGACGCACUCUCGACCAGAAAAAUAGAAGAGGUUCACGUUGAUCAUUCAGUGAUUGAAAAUCACGCCGAAAGAUGAGUAAAUACGUGAACUUGGCAACCGUGGGCACCGCUUACGCCAUGCGCAUGAAUCGCCUGAGCAACCGGAUAUUCGGCGAAGUGGUCAGGCCGACUAGCAGGAGGUCGAUGAAGGUUGUGAAACUCUUCAGCGAGAAGCCGGUGAACAAGCGGCCGGAGAUCGUGGAGUAUUACCCGAGGUUCAAGGAGACGGAGGUACUGAUGAAGCACCUGCGCAACUACGGGCUUUUCAGGGACGAGCACAAGGACUUCCAGGAAGAGUACGAUCGUCUGAGAGCGCUGCGUGGCAAAACGAAAUGGAUACCGCCACCUUUCCGAAAUAAAAAGGAGGAAGAAAAUAAAUCAUAGAUUCGUACAUCAUCUAAGCUGCAAAAUGUGUUUCACUUGUAAAUAAAUCAAGAACAGUAAACCAGUAA
Molecule: messenger RNA, 615 nt
Organism: Ooceraea biroi (clonal raider ant)
Lineage: Eukaryota; Metazoa; Arthropoda; Insecta; Hymenoptera; Formicidae
Gene: mRpS33
Product: mitochondrial ribosomal protein S33
Cellular component (GO): mitochondrion
Source: RefSeq, a predicted model, not a curated record